GUCACUCACCCACCAACUCAGUUCCAUCAAAGUUAAAAUGGGAGAUUCCGUCGGGUAGUACAAGCGUAUCUCACGACCCUGCCGUCAUGGUCUCGAGCGCCGACAACGAGCGCAACGUCUUGGAAAAGAAAAUUACCCACAAUCAGCCUAUCAGCACUCAGCGCUUCAGCGGUCACGACGUGAUUGGGGUGAAGUGAUAGGAUAUAUAUGUAUACCAUGCCAAAACGGCUAGACUCUCGGACAGCAGCAUAUAGUUCUCGACCUUUAGAUUGGCACUCUGCUGCAGUCACGGUGCUACCUAAGUACUUAUGUCUUACCGCCCUGACGAAUCCAAUGCACAGAUCUAUGCUGAGGGCGCAUGGCUGCAGGGGGCCAUCGUCACUGGCGUCCUUUAUGGCGUGGUGGUCGUCCUGUCCGCCAUGUGUUGGCGCUCCCUCUGGCCCCGCGCUCGAUCUCAUGGCAAUGGCUACAAGAUGAACAGAUUCCUCUUAUGCUAUGUCGCUUUCCUCUUUGCGGUUGGUACGAUAUAUGUAGCGUUCAACUCCUGGAUAACGCAAAUGGGCUUCAUUGACAAUCGUUUAUAUCCCGGAGGUCCUAGUGCGUACGAGGAGGCAACCUCGUCACCUCCACUAAACACUGCUUUCGUGGUUUCGGAUUGGUGUGCAGACCUGUUGAUGAUCUGGCGGUGUACAGUAGUAUACAAAGAUACUAGACUCUACUACAUCAUCGUUGGACUUGGAUCUAUUCUGUUCCUCGGAACUCUGAUCACAGGAACGCUCUGGCUUGUCAUUGUCUCAACACCAGUACAAUCCGUAAGCGGCUGGAUGUCCUUUAGCUUGCUCUUCCCAUAUCUCUGCUUCUCCCUUGCCAUCAAUAUCUUCAUCAGCCUUCUCACUGUCGUACGCCUUCUAUACCACCGCCACCGAAUAUCCAAAGUCCUUGGUUUAGGCCACGGCGCGAUGUACGCCAGCUUCGCAGCCAUCGUUAUCGAAUCCGCCGCCAUUUAUUCGAUAUGUUCGCUCCUCUACCUCGUACCGUAUACCCUCAACAGCCCGAUCUCAUAUGCAUUCAUGCAAUUACUGGGUGAGGCGCAGGUCGUUGCCCCACUCCUUAUUCUCUACCGCAUCGCAGUGGGCAAGGCCUGGACGACUCGCUCCAACACCCUCAUGGACGAAAACUCCAUCCCAUUGCAGCGGCAGUCGGUCUUACCAAAACCCGCAACCACUCCGCUGAACGUUGAGAUUUCCUUUCACCAAGAAACCACCCGCGACGAAUCAAUACGCUCUCCCAAGGUAUCAUAUCCGAUGGAAUCUACCGAACAUUAUGCGAAUGAGGGCGAUGUCUUUGGUAGAGCGGUAUGAAACACUCGUGGGGGUGAUUCAGAUUUUAUGUGUAGCUACCUUAUGUGACAAUGGUUUCGUUGCAAUGCCUUCACGAGAUCUAUGUAGUUAUCUUGGAGUUGUCAAGAACAGUUAGCAUACUGUAUAUACCCAUUCUCAUCCACGGGACAUCUUCGACACAAUAGAAGGGUUUCACAUAC
Suillus subalutaceus is the source of this 1540-nucleotide messenger RNA. RefSeq lists its product as uncharacterized. Bases 309 to 1361 code for a protein of 350 amino acids. Lineage: Eukaryota; Fungi; Basidiomycota; Agaricomycetes; Boletales; Suillaceae. The record is from RefSeq and is a predicted model, not a curated record. The transcript has 5 exons.